AUGUCAUUUUGUGAGGCAAAUGUUGAUCCACUAUGGCAGCAACCUAUGACUGAGGAAUUUCAAUUUGUUGGGAGUUUGAUUUAUUUGACUGUUACGCGACCAGAUAUUGUUCAUGCAGUUCAUAUUGUGAGUCAGUUAAUGGCCGCUCCGAGGACCUCACACCACUCUGAUGUCUUACAUAUUCUUCGUUAUCUGAAAGGUACUUUCCUGUAUGGUUUACACUUUUCAUCGCACUCAUCUUUGACUCUCAGCGGUUACUCUGAUGUUGAUUGGUCUGGUGAUCCUAUCGAUUGUCGUUGGACCACUAGUUUAUGCUUCUUCCUUGAUGAUUCUUUCAUCUUUUGGCGCAACAAGAAGCAGACUUUAGUUUCUCGAUCGAGUGCCGAGUCUGAGUAUCAUGCUCUUACCAACUCUACGUCAGAACUUUUGUUGUUUCUCAGUCAUCUUCUACUACUCUUCACUGCAACAAUCAGAGUGCUAUGA
This is a messenger RNA of Andrographis paniculata, 483 nucleotides long. RefSeq names its product secreted RxLR effector protein 161-like. The transcript has 2 exons. The record is from RefSeq and is a predicted model, not a curated record. Lineage: Eukaryota; Viridiplantae; Streptophyta; Magnoliopsida; Lamiales; Acanthaceae. The coding region runs from base 1 to 483 and encodes 160 amino acids.